Messenger RNA from Telopea speciosissima, 2575 nucleotides. Its product is annotated as protein ALTERED PHOSPHATE STARVATION RESPONSE 1-like. The coding region runs from base 345 to 2495 and encodes 716 amino acids. The transcript is spliced from 5 exons. The record is from RefSeq and is a predicted model, not a curated record. NCBI's taxonomy places the organism in Eukaryota, Viridiplantae, Streptophyta, Magnoliopsida, Proteales, Proteaceae.
GGUUUUUUUUUCCUCCUUUGAUUUGGUUGAGAACUUUGCUGCUUUAGGGUGAGAAGGAUUGUUGCAUUCCUUGCCUCCUUGGUAUCAGAGUGAAGGGUCGAACAAACAUUCUAACAAGUGACUUAGUUUGUAUUGUUGGUUUCAGUUUGAAUCGUUUGUGGGAGGUUGGUUACACUUAACUGAGUCUUCACUCUUCUGUAUUUCAAUGUUUGCUGUUGCUUUCCCCCUGAAACGGUGGAUUUCGAGGGGAGCAACCGCGACCCACAGCAUUUAAAAAGCGGUCAUUUAAGCGGGAGUUUCGAUAAUGAACUUCGUUUCCUGAAGUGGGCUUUUGCGAGUGCGAAAUGGGUUGUUCGAGCUCUAGAAGCGAGAAGAAUGAGGCGCUUCGGCUCUGUAAGGAGCGGAAGCGAUUUAUCAAGCAAGCCAUCGAUUCUAGGUGCUCUCUUGCGGCUGCUCAACUCUGUUACGUUCAAUCUCUCCGAAACAUUGGUAUUGCUCUUCGGCGAUACGCAGAGGCCGAGGUAUUGAUGGAAUCAUCCCUCUCUACUUCUGCAACUGAACUUGAUAAAACCCCUUCUCACUCCUCGUACCCAUCUCCAUCUCCUUCCCACAUUGCUGAGACUUUGGAUUCACCACUACACAACGAAUGUCCCCUUUCACCUCCAGUCUCCAACUUGAGUUACAUGAGAUUGGGAGGAACUACUGCAGUGUCUGUUAGUAUUAAUCCGUCCUUGAAUAGUUUUGUGGAGGACGAGGAGUCCCUGAACUUCCCCCUACCCCCGCCUCCCCCUCCACCCGGGGUCAGCUUUUCGUGGGACUAUUUUAAUCCUGGUGAUGAAGCAGAGAGCUUCAGGUUUAUUGCUGAGACUGGAUUCGAUAGGAAUUUCUACAUGUCUGAGUUGAGACAGUCCAGGGGAGAGGAAGUUGUUCCUUUUAUUGAUGGGGCAGGGGAGAAAUUGGAGAAGAACGAUUCAAAAAGGAACGGUGAAAUCUUUACAGGAUCAGUAAAGCCAGAAUCUGAACAGACGCAUGAAACUUGUGGUGAUUCAGCAGCUCCAUCUCAAAGUAAAUCUACCGACAAAUGGGCAAUGCCAAAUGCAGGAUCCUUCAAUGGUAUUACCUCGGAAGUACAAUCAAUAGAGCCAGAGAAAGGGUUAUCUGCAGAUAGGGAGGAUCCUUCUGAGUUCAUCACCCACAGAGCUAAAGAUUUUUUGUCGAGCAUAAAAGAUAUUGAGCAUCGUUUCCUCAGAGCAUCUGAAUCUGGCAAGGAGGUCUCCAGAAUGCUUGAAGCAAAUAAAAUCCGUCUCAGCUGUUCUGAGCCCAAAGGGAAUUCACCUCACUCUGUACUUACGGCAGCCUUUGAGCUAGUUUGUUGCUGGCGUGAAAACACACUUGUCACUGAUGAAACUCCAAAACAUACAACAAAAGUUAUUACUUGGAACCGGUCAAUAUCAUCACAAUCAUCUUCGUCUAGGAAUCCUCUUGCAAUGACAUCAAAAGAUGACAUUGAUGACAGUGGGAGUGAAGUUCUCGAAGAGUUUUGCAUGAUCUCGGGGAGCCAUUCCUCCACCUUAGACCGACUGUAUGCAUGGGAGAGGAAACUAUAUGAUGAAGUUAAGGCUAGCGAGUCCAUCAAGAAGGUGUAUGAUCAGAAGUGUGACCAGCUCAGGCACCAAUUUGCUAGGGAUAUGAGCCCCAAAGUGAUUGACACAACUCGGGCAGUCGUAAAGGAUCUCCAUUCAAGAAUAAGAGUGGCUAUACAUGCAGUUGAUUCAAUAGCAAAACGAAUUGAGAAAUUAAGGGAUGAAGAGUUGCAACCACAGCUUGUAGAGCUGAUACUGGGAUUGAUCCGGAUGUGGAAAGCGAUGCUUGAAUGCCACCAUGCACAAUAUAUUACAAUUUCACUUGCCUACCAUUCAAAGAACUCAACACUAGGGCCUGGGCGGGGCGAUUCUCACAGGCAGGUGUUGGCUCACCUCCAACUUGAGAUUGAGUGCUUUGGCUCAAGCUUUGCAGACUGGAUUGAAGCUCACAGAUCUUAUGUAGAAGCUCUCAAUGGCUGGCUCCAAAACUGCAUUUUACUACCUCAAGAGCGCUCCAGGGUAAGGAGAGGCUUCUGCCCCCGUCGGGAUCUGGCUCCACCUAUUUUUGUUCUGUGUCUCGACUGGUCAGCUAAGAUCAGAACCUUGCCAUCUGGAGAGCUUACUGAUGCCAUCAAAGCCUUAGCAUCUGAUGUACGCAAUUCAAUGGAGCAGCAGGUGGAGGAUCAACAAAAGAAAAAAGAGUCCCAAGAUUCAGAUAACAGUGGUGGAUCAGAAAAUAGGGAGUCUGAGAAGCAUGAAAAUAAUUCAAACCUGAGCUGCAUUCACUCAGGUUUGAUGAAGGCACUUGACCAACUGACCAAGUUUGCAGAGACUUCCCUGAAAAUGUAUGAAGACGUAAGGAAGGAAAGUGAUGCAGCAAGGAUUGCAUAUACAAAUUGCAGGACUAUUUGACUGUGAGGAAAGGUGUUGUAAUUAAGUUACAGGGGCAACAAACCUCAGACAAUUAUUUGAAUAAAGUAAUGGGUUGAUUU